AGCAUCACAUCGUAGCGGAGGCGACCGUCUGGUGCUGGGGACGGGAGUGGCCCGCCCCUCCAUCCUUGGUCGGAGGGACUUGUUUGUGAGAUUCGGAGAGCAGGAGAAGGCUGCUCUAGAGGAGUUUGAGUUCCUGUGUGACUUCUCCACAUCCCUCUCUGACUUAGGGUCACAGGACUUAGGUGCGUCGAAUGUUUCGGGAGACAAAGCCAAUCCUAGUGCUGUAACAACUGAUAGCAGGAGUGCGCUAUCUAAUGUGCCCAAGGCAAAUAAUAAUCCCUUGAAAAGACAGCAAAUAGGCAGUCAUGAAAUAAAGGGCAGAACUCCAAAAAUUGAUUCCAGUUCGAAAAACAGCUUAAAAAGUGAAGUUAGUCCCAAAAAUAAUAUAGCCAGGCCCAAAAAUGAACGAAGUGCGAAGAGUGACUUGACUGUAAGUGAACGGGAAGAUCCUAAAAAUGACGUAAGUGUUAACGAACGCGAGGACCGUUGUCCUGGUGGCAAUAUUCAGGAAGGUGUGGAUACGAGAAGUCUCUGUAGUGUAAGGAGUGCUAUACGUCAGCUCAACAAGUUUAAUCACAACUCAGGAAUUAAGCAACCUGCCACUACAUCAGCUAUACCAGCUAGAAGUGCUUCCAGUACAACCUGUAGCAGAGUAAUCCCCAAUAAAUCCAGUUCCAGUACCAGUGCAAACAGACCAAAGGUUUGGAGCCAAGCCAAGAAUAAAGUGAGCGACGGUACCCCCAGCGGAGCACCCAAGUGUAGUGCAAGACAGGUGAACCCACCAAGCAGAACGCCAUCUCCUCAGCUUACCUCCAAGGACAACCGAGUCACCAGCAGCAAGUCGGUGGGUCAGGUGCAAAAUUCUGGCGACAGAUUACAUGGCAACUUGAAAACGAGCUCUCCCACGCGUAUCCCACGUAUCCAAACACCUCACAUGUCUUCCAAGAAAUCAUCAAGAGCUGAGUCUCCAAAAGCCCUCAAAGAAGAUACUCCUUCCUCCAAAGAUGCUGGUGAAUCCUCUAGAAAGUCCAAAGCCCCGUGUGAUAAGGCACUGCCACCCAAAGGGUUCUCCAGCAGAGCAGUCAAGCCUUCUGCAUGUAUUCGUUCAAACCUUGCACGGAGGCAGCAACAGCAGCAGCCACAGCAGCCACCUCAGCAGCAGCAGCAACAACAGCAACAGCAGCAGUCUGUCAGAAGUGGCAUCAGGAGUCCAAGACUAGCCAGGCUGAAGAAAUCCUCAGACCCUCUCGACUCUUUCUCUAGCAAGUCCAUGUGUGACAGCGGGUCCAGUGAGGGCUCUGAGCGGUGCGGGGGGAGGCUCUCCCUCAGCGACUCCUGUGCAGAAAACUUCUCACCGAUAGACAGUGGAGAUGAGGUUUUUGAGAAGGAGGGCUGACGGGCUCCUCAACCCAUGAAAAUAGAUUUACUGCUACUUUUUCCUUGCCAGAUAUGGUGCUUUGGAAUUAUUUAAAGGGAGCACUUGAAUAAAAAGUUUACACAUUUGCAGUGUGCAUGAUGGCCGAUAUGAUCUUUAUAUUUCUAUAAGUUGCAUUGGGGUUAUUUAUUCCUAUUAAUUUAUUUUUUCCCUGUUGAAAUGCCCUUGGAUAUUGCACAUUCCGAAUAUUUGUGACCAUGACAAUAUUCAGAGUAACAUGCAUUUAUUAACAUUAUUCCAGAUAUUUAUAUGUAAACUUUUUUUUGUUUUGUUUUGUUUUUGUUGUUCAUGUAACCCUUUGGAGCUAGUGUCUUCCACGGUCUUCUCACUACUAAUAUGCUUCUGCUUCCCAGGCUCUCAUGUGGAAGGUUUGCCUAAAGCAACGAACAAAGGUAUCAGUGGCUUUACCAGAUUUAAAUAGGUCAUGAUAGAGUAUCGAAAGAUUAAUUAACAGGCUGAAUGGCGUUAAAUGAUGCUGUUCGUCAGCAGCAAGAGCAAAUGCUAGUCACUUCGGAGUAGGGUAAAUAUUUAGGGGUUAGGGAGGUGCAAGUAUGUAUCUCAAUUCAGGAUGCAUUUAUGCAAUAAUUGCCCUAAGUGUUACAUGCAUUUAACUACCUUUUUUGAUAACGUGGAUCCCUUGAUGUUGAGUGUGAACUACUGACUAGAAGGAGGGUAUGGUUAAGUUGUGACCGUGAAUGCUUGCAUUUGCGUUGCAAGUUUUGCAUUGAGUAUCUGUCAUGAGCAUUCUGUAUUUAUAAUUGAAAAAGUGUUUCCAGAUGCCACUGUACUUGAUUUUGCAAUCCUUUAUUGCUUCAAGAAUAACAGAAGGGCUUCAUAGUACAUGACCGUUGCAUUGCAUUAUUGUGUAAAGAGAUUACCAAAUGGUGCAUUACAUUUCUUGCAGCAGUACAAAUUGGUUUUACUCUGGUAUAUGCAAAUUUAGUUGCCUUCCAAUGCCUCAACAUUAGAGCUUUUCAUAGGAUGCAGUUUUAUUGCUUUCUUUGACAAAGCCUUUCAGCAAAUACCGUGCAUUGAUAUAAUGAAACAUGAUCAAAAAGUGACAAGAAAAUACACGAUAAUCCACUUUGGUUAAUUGUGCUACUCUGUUCAUGAAUAGUGUGUAGAAUGAGUUUCUGAACGUCUUCAGGUUUGUUACUACAUUACACAAAGAUGAAUUUAUUUUGGUAUUUUUUCAUACGUUUAGAUACAAGAGAGAAGAGUGAAGUGCGCUAUGAACCUUUUUAAUGUGAUUAUUUGCAGUGAAAAUGAAGGGGGUAGACUUUCCGUUUUUCUACUGUUUUCCUUUCAUUUCUGUGUAGACAGGAAGUUGCAAAGGACCCGUGGCUCACCUUUGUGCAGACUCAGAUUUACACAUCCUGCUUUCCCUCAAGUAGUAGCUAGCCCAAUUCAAUGUCACGAUUCAAAACAUCCUUGAAGGUAGAUCUCAAAUACUUUAUAAUGAAAUGUUAUGGAAUAAUAAACAAGAGAAGUGCGUUUCAUAUGUAAUUAACUGUUGUAAGAUAGUAUGGCUACUAGUGUACAUAGAUUUUGUAGUUUCCUAAUUAUUACACCAAUAUAGUCAACAUUUCUGC
Messenger RNA from Penaeus vannamei (Pacific white shrimp), 3027 nucleotides. The record is from RefSeq and is a predicted model, not a curated record. NCBI's taxonomy places the organism in Eukaryota, Metazoa, Arthropoda, Malacostraca, Decapoda, Penaeidae.